AGGUUGGCCAUAGCUUCCACAUAGCGUUCGAUUCCCCUCUACCUAUUUAGCUCGUGCUGUCGAUCGAUCAUCCACAUGUCGACUUCAAGGGACAGCCUGGUGCUAGGGCGGGUGGUCGGUGAUGUGGUGGACCAGUUCUCGCCGACGGUGGCGCUCCGGGUCUCCUACAACGGCCGCCGUAUCAUGAACGGCGGCGACCUCCGGCCGUCGGCGGUGUCCGCGAGGCCUCUCGUCGAGGUCGGGGGGAGCGAUCUCAGGCAAUCCUACACGCUUGUUAUGGUGGAUCCAGAUGCCCCCAACCCAAGCAAUCCGACGCUAAGGGAGUACUUGCACUGGUUGGUGACAGAUAUUCCUGGGACAACUGAUACAAACUAUGAUGAACUCAGUAGAUUAUCAUAUGAUGGAUGUGUGUGGAUGUGGCUGGCAUUGCAUGCGUAUGUACAUGCAGGUCGCGAGGUGAUCUGCUACGAGAGCCCUCGGCCACCGGCGGGGAUCCACCGGGUGGUGUUCGUGCUGUUCCAGCAGAUGGCCCGCGGCACCGUGGACCUGCCGCCGCUCCUCCGCCACAACUUCUGCACCCGCAACUUCGCCGAACACCACGGCCUCGGCGCCCCUGUCGCCGCCGCAUUCUUCACCUGCCAGCCCGAGGGCGGCACCGGCGGCCGGCGCCACGUCAUCCGGCCGCCGCGGACACCGGCGCCCUAGCUGCUAGCAGCUACGUACGUAGGCGAUGAUAUACAUACACAAAUGUUGCAUGUGUAUAUAUGCACGCCACGAUUGGUGUACGUACGCGGAUGACGAGUCUACGUACGUACGUGUGUUUGUGAUCGAUCGUGGUGUCUUGAUCUGUAUUGCAUGGAGCUACGUGCAUGCUUGGACAUACACGCGUACGUGCGUAAACAUAUAAUCAUGGAGGGAGAAAGAAAUGUUAUUGCAGCUGGGAAUCAGCUCGAUCUGCUGGCGCCCACGCUGGAGCG
This is a messenger RNA of Phragmites australis (common reed), 977 nucleotides long. Its product is annotated as protein FLOWERING LOCUS T-like. Bases 76 to 705 code for a protein of 209 amino acids. NCBI's taxonomy places the organism in Eukaryota, Viridiplantae, Streptophyta, Magnoliopsida, Poales, Poaceae. The transcript has 4 exons. The record is from RefSeq and is a predicted model, not a curated record.